CUGUUGUGUUUCUUUGAAGGAACAAUGAAUUUGAAGCCUUUGCUGCGGAAGUUGGGCACAAUACUCCGAGCCAUCCUCACCUUUCUCUUUGCACUGGUGGUUCUGGGUGUCAUGGUGUGGGCCUACGUCGAUGGUUUCCAGCUGGCAACAUCCCCAUUUGGAAUCAUUUCAUUUGGCUUUUAUGGACUCCUCCUCUCGCUGCAUUUGCUGGUCCAGAGCCUCUUUGCCUUUAUUGAGCACCGGCGAAUGAAAACCCACACAGAACAGUGCAGCUAUACCAAGACAAUCGCCCUCACCAUUUCCGCUUACCAGGAGGAUCCUACCUAUCUCAGAGAGUGCCUCAACUCUGUUAAGGCCCUCAGGUACCCCCCUGAGUUGCUGCGCAUCAUCAUGGUGAUAGAUGGCAACACAUUUGAGGACCGAUAUAUGAUGGACAUGUUCAGGGAAGUGUUUGCAGACCAGGAUCCUGGUUUUUAUGAAUGGAGGAACAACUACCAUACUUGGGAUCCCACCAAAGAACAAGAGGAUGUUGAGAUGAACGCAGCAGCUGUCCAAGGGGAGGGUAACGAUUAUGUUUUGGAAGAGGAUCCUCAGCGAAAAGAGGUAGAGCACCUGAUCCAGACCAAGAGGUGUGUGUGCAUCAUGCAGAAGUGGGGAGGCAAGCGGGAGGUCAUGUACACGGCAUUCAGAGCACUCGGGUCUUCAGUCGACUAUAUACAGGUGUGUGACUCAGACACAAAAUUGGAUCCUUUAGCCACUGUGGAGCUGUGCAAAGUGUUGGAGGCUAACCAAAACUAUGGUGCUGUUGGAGGAGACGUAAUGAUCCUGAAUCUAAAAGACUCUUACAUCAGCUUCAUGAGCAGCCUUAGAUACUGGAUGGCUUUCAACAUUGAGAGGUCCUGUCAGUCCUUCUUCAACUGUGUGUCCUGCAUUAGUGGUCCUCUGGGUCUGUACAGGAAUGACAUCCUUCAGCAGUUUCUUGAGUCUUGGUAUAAUCAGACGUUUUUGGGAACUCACUGCACAUUUGGUGACGACAGGCACCUGACCAACCGCAUGCUGAGCAUGGGCUACGCCACAAAAUAUACGGCACGCUCCAAAUGCUACACAGAGACACCAGCUCAGUUUCUUCGCUGGCUCAACCAGCAGACCAGGUGGACGAAAUCUUACUUCCGCGAGUGGCUCUACAAUGCAAUGUGGUGGCACAAGCACCACCUGUGGAUGACCUAUGAGUCCAUAGUUUCAGGCAUUUUCCCGUUCUUUGUCACUGCCACCAUCAUCCAGCUGUUUUGGGUGGGCACACUGUGGGACAUCCUCUGGGUCCUGUGCUGCAUCCAGAUCAUUGGGCUGGUAAAAGCCGCUUACGCCUGCCUCCUCCGUCAAGACAUAGUAAUGCUGUUUAUGUCACUCUACUCGGUUCUGUAUAUGACCAGUCUGUUGCCUGCAAAGUACUUUGCCAUUAUAACAAUGAACAAAAGCAGCUGGGGGACGUCAGGCAGACGCAAGAUUGUAGGAAACUAUAUGCCUCUCCUACCCCUGUCAGUGUGGGCUGCUAUUUUAUUAGGUGGGCUUUGUUACACCAUAUAUGAGGAGUCUUUACUUGACUGGUCAGCUGAAGGAAAAAAACUGGAGGCCGAAUUUCUUGUAUUUGGCUGUGUGGCGUACGUGUGUUACUGGAUGUUUAUGAUGCUCCUUUACUGGGGAUGGUUCCGCAGGUUAUUCAGAAAACGCUCCCGAACAUACAGAGUAAAUGUCUAGUCAAGAGGUUGUUUGAAUUUACCCUAAUUCAGUCCAGUCUAUUUAUUUUGUCUAAAAGUUCAAGUUUACUCAUAAAGUUUUGUAAAUAUUGAUUAUAAAUACUUUUGCGUUAAGAGAUUAAACUGUACUGAGGCCCGUGGAGUCAUUCAAGAUCUCAGGUUUCUCGUUUAGUUUAAAAGUAGUGUGUGUAUUUUAAAACACUUCUGUUCAUGUGUGUGAAUACCAUGUAUACGUCAAUGAAUUUCUUUCACAGAACAAAGAAGUCCAGCCACUGUGUAGAUUUACCUUAUUUCAACUUCGCAGUUUUUGCACUGGAGGCAGGAUCACAUUUCUGCCGACCUACUUGAAAACAAUGAAAACCAUAGUUAGAGCAUGUAACAACAAGCAUAAAAAUCAUUCUUUACAUUUGUGACCAACACAUGGAGUUACAUGAAAACACGAAGAUAGUUUGAUCAAAAUUGUCUUAUUGUUACUGUAUAUUUUGUUUUUUAUUUAAUCUUAUAUAAGAAUGCACUUUGUUUAAUGUUGUGUCAGAAAAAAAUGGACAAAAGGAUUUUUUAAAUAAAUGUCUGCAAAGUAAUGUAUCUUUUGAAAGAGGUGAAAAGUUUCUGAAAAUGUGAAUAUAUUAUAGAG
Menidia menidia (Atlantic silverside) is the source of this 2388-nucleotide messenger RNA. The record is from the annotation of a GenBank genome assembly. Lineage: Eukaryota; Metazoa; Chordata; Actinopteri; Atheriniformes; Atherinopsidae.